This is a messenger RNA of Anguilla rostrata (American eel), 1936 nucleotides long. RefSeq lists its product as uncharacterized. The coding region runs from base 67 to 1452 and encodes 461 amino acids. The transcript has 11 exons. Gene Ontology annotation, cellular component: cytosol. Gene Ontology annotation, biological process: toxin metabolic process; arsonoacetate metabolic process. Gene Ontology annotation, molecular function: arsenite methyltransferase activity. The record is from RefSeq and is a predicted model, not a curated record. NCBI's taxonomy places the organism in Eukaryota, Metazoa, Chordata, Actinopteri, Anguilliformes, Anguillidae.
GUGACGUAACGAAGCUUCGGAUUGGCGUGAUUUGAUGCAAGCCUCGGGGCUUGUGUGUCUCUAUCAAUGAACUCGAUGCUCGGAGCAGUAUUUCGAAACCGUAGGCCUGCCCCCUUCUAUCCUCUCCGGUUCUUAUGUAAGCUCUAUGUUCGAAACAGCAUAGUGUUCUGUACCUACCAACCCCCACAGAUCUUGUUCCUUAUCUAUAUUGAUAUACAGCAGUUGCAUAAAUCCAGAGGGAAGAACUGGAGACUACAGUCCACAGUCUGUGUUUUUUGCAGCUCGGAGUUGAACGCAGUUAACGACAUGGCCUCUCAAGUGCAUAAAAAUGUUCAGGAAUACUACGGCUCGCGCCUAGAAACGUCCGAAGACUUACAAACAAGUGCGUCAUGCACGAUGCCCGCGCGCCCUAUGUCCAAGAGUGCGUUAGAUGCCCUCAAACUGGUCCACCCAGAAGUGUCAAAAAGGUAUUUUGGAUGUGGCAUAGUGGUUCCAGAAAAGCUGACAGGCUGUAAGGUCUUGGACCUGGGGAGCGGUUCUGGACGAGACUGCUACAUCCUUAGCAGGCUCGUGGGGAAGAGCGGCCACGUGAUUGGCAUCGACAUGACCGAGGAGCUGAUCUCGGCAUCGCGUAAAUACAUCAAGUACCACCAGGAAGCGUUUGGUUACGAGGAACCCAACACCACCUUCGUCCAGGGAUACCUGGAGAGGCUGGGAGAGGCUGGGAUACAGAGCGACUCUCUGGAUGUCGUAGUGUCAAACUGUGUGAUGUGCUUGUGUCCAGAUAAGAAGGCUGUCAUGAAAGAGGCAUACAGGGUCCUUAAGGAAGGUGGAGAAUUCUAUUUUAGUGAUAUGUAUGCAGACAAAGUUGUUCCUGAACAUCUGAAAGAAGAUCCAGUACUAUGGAGGGAAGGCAUGGGCGGCGCCCUCUACUGGCGGGACCUCAUCGCGCUGGUGCAUGACAUCGGCUUCAGCACACCCCGCCUCCUGGCCGCCAGUCACAUCGCGGUCCAUAACGCCGAGCUCCUGAGGAAAACCGAUGGCAUCAGGUACGCGUCUGGCACUUACCGCUUCUUCAAACUGCCCAAAAGCUCGGUAACGGUGGGGGCGGAGGUCACGUACAAGGGGACGGUGCCCGACCACAGCGACCAGCUGGACUUUGACGCCUCGCACUCCUUCCAGAGAGACGUGCCGCUUCCUGUCGACGCCGAGGCGGCUGCCGUACUGCGCUCCUCCCGCUACUCGACCGACUUCCUGAUCCAGGACUCGGAAAGCCAGGCCACGAGCCAGGACCACGCGCCCCAGUACUGUCACCUCAACCCGUUCCUGCUGGCGGACAAGCUGGGCUCCUCCAUCAGGCAGUGCUCUAAGACUGAGGAAAAGGCCGGCUGUGACGGGGCGCCCCCUGGAGGCUGUGAGGCGACCAACAGCACAAGCAGCUGUGGGAAAUAGGCAUGGCAACCUUUGGAAGUGGGCAAGAAUGUUCUGCUUUGUGUGCCUUUGUAUGCAAUGUAAGCACAUUGCGUGAAAGCAAAAUAGUGAUGCUUUUAGCUACAUUUUUAGACCGUAGACAUGUAUGUCACACAAAGUUAGUAGCAUGCUUAUCUCUGAAGCUGUAGUUUCUGUUAGACAGUAGAUUAUUGAUGCCACUGUUCGUGUGAGUGUGUAUUCGUGGUUCCGGAUGAAACUGCCGAACAAAUGAAUUAAACAGCCGAGGUGCUACAGAAGUAAUUUCCUCUUUCUUCAAAAUAAUUUCUUUAAAAUAGUGUUUUCUGUGUUUACACACCUGGCAGUAAAUCCCAGCUAAGUUCUUCUAAAGAAAAGCUUCUGUCCCAUUCAAGUGCAUUCCCUUAAUUUUAUACCCUUCUGACCAUAAACUGUUCAGCCGAGGCUCUCUUUUAACAUAACUCUCCUUGACAUUCAAAAAUUAAUUCAA